Messenger RNA from Tripterygium wilfordii, 2446 nucleotides. RefSeq names its product tRNA-dihydrouridine(47) synthase [NAD(P)(+)]-like. The record is from RefSeq and is a predicted model, not a curated record. Gene Ontology annotation, biological process: tRNA processing. The coding region runs from base 200 to 2257 and encodes 685 amino acids. Gene Ontology annotation, molecular function: metal ion binding; flavin adenine dinucleotide binding; RNA binding. Lineage: Eukaryota; Viridiplantae; Streptophyta; Magnoliopsida; Celastrales; Celastraceae. The transcript has 10 exons.
UAUAUUUCCGCUCGUUUUCUCUUUUUAUAUUUUGCUUAACCGACGUCGUUUCACACCGUCCUGCGGCGUCUUCUUCGACCUAGACGGGUAAACCUCUCCUUGCCAUAAACCCUAGUAAUAUCCAUUCAUUCCACUAACGUAGAACAUCAUCACUGGCGCAAAUCCACUACUACGUCAACCGGAUUAAAACUCUACCUCCAUGGCCGAGUCAGUGUUCGAUGGCGGCCUACCCGCGACGAUUCAAGAGGAACCACAGGUAUUGAGCUCAAACGGAGCUCAUCAAACGCCAGAGGAACUCGUGGCCAAGGCCAUAGCUCCGAUUAAGAGAGAGUUCCUUCGUCCGCCUCCUACCAGAACCAUUAACCAAAACGUCUCCGUAUCGAACGCCAAUGCCAAAGCCCCUCAGUCUGGCUUAGUCAGGGAGAAGAAGUCCAGACGGCAACUCAAACGAGAGCGCCGUCAGGAACGGCAAUCUGCUCUCAAUCUCUGUCCGGAGGUGGCAAAGACUGGUAACGUUAGUUCCUGUUCAUAUGGUGAUAAGUGCCGCUCCAGCCAUGAUGUAGAAGCUUUUAAAGCUCAGAAACCUGCUGACAUAGAGGGAGAGUGCCCAUUCGUUAGCAGGGAAGGGCCAUGCCCUUUUGGCUUGGCCUGUAGGUUUUCUGGGACUCAUAAAGAUGGUGAUCCCUCUAUUACUUCUACUGAGGGGAGGAGAAGCGCUGAGAUCAAUGGAUUGAACAAAGAUGUACAGAAGCUUUUGUGGAAGAAUAAAAUGAAAUUUUCCAAGGCAGAUGCUGUACUAAAAUCGCUAGGGCUUUUGGGACACAAAAAUUGUAAAGGCAAAUUGUCAAAAGAAAAGGAGGAAAACGGUCAAAUUGUUUCCAAGGAUUCUGAUGUUAUUGAUGAAAAUGAUGUCACUCAAAUGGCAGCAGACUCAGAUCCUUCCCUUGUAGCAGAAGAUAAUAAUCCAGAUGGAGUAUCAGCAUCUAAUGAGCAGAGGCCCCUAAAGAAGGCAAAAUCUGUUGCCAAUGAUGAGUCUAGCAUCACUGAAGUGGAUAAUGAUGUGAGUAUGCCAGUGAAUGAUGUUGAGAAAAUUUGUAUACCGUCUGAACCAGAAACUGUGAUGGAUGCACUCCCAGAAAGUGAUAAAAGUCUAAAACCACACCAUCGGGAGAAAAAGCUUAUUGAUUUCAAAGGGAAGUUGUACCUGGCACCUCUGACCACUGUUGGAAAUCUUCCUUUUCGAAGGCUUUGCAAAGUUCUAGGUGCAGAUGUAACAUGUGGUGAAAUGGCAAUGUGUACAAAUCUUCUGCAGGGUCAAGCUUCAGAAUGGGCGCUUCUGCGGCGGCAUUCUUCUGAGGACUUCUUUGGUGUACAAAUUUGUGGGGCAUAUCCAGACACUGUGGCACGGACAGUGGAGCUUAUAGACCAGGAAUGUACGGUGGACUUCAUCGAUAUAAAUAUGGGAUGCCCAAUUGACAUUGUUGUUAAUAAGGGAGCCGGGUCGGCUCUUCUUACGAAACCAAUGCGUAUGAAAAGCAUUCUAGAAGCAUCUUUUGGCACUGUUGGCAAGCCUAUUACUGUCAAGGUGCGGACAGGUUAUUUUGAAGGGAAGAAUCGUAUUGAUUCCUUAAUUGCAGAUAUUGGCAAUUGGGGAGCCACUGCUGUAACAAUACAUGGUCGAACACGUCAACAACGCUACAGCAAGCUUGCUGAUUGGGACUACAUAUACCAAUGUGCCAGAAGGGCUCCUGAUACUUUAGAAGUCCUUGGAAAUGGGGAUGUUUUCUCAUAUUUAGACUGGAAUAAGCGCAGGACCGAUUGUCCCGAGCUCUCGUCAUGCAUGAUUGCUCGAGGAGCACUUAUUAAGCCCUGGAUAUUUACUGAAAUCAGGCAACAGAGGCACUGGGAUAUCAGUUCUGGUGAAAGAUUUAAUAUUUUGAAGGAUUAUGUGCGUUUUGGCCUUGAGCAUUGGGGUUCUGAUUCAAAAGGAGUUGAGACAACCAGGCAUUUCUUGUUGGAAUGGCUUAGCUACACUUGUAGAUAUAUACCUGUAGGUUUGUUAGAUGUCAUCCCGCAACGGCUUAAUUGGCGCCCGCCUGCCUACUAUGGUCGUGAUGACCUUGAAACCCUAAUGGCAUCUGAUUCUGCCUCUGACUGGAUUCGAAUAUCCGAGAUGUUGCUUGGCAAGGUCCCAGAUGGCUUUACUUUUGCACCAAAACAUAAAUCCAAUGGGUAUGAUCGAGCAGAAAACGGUUAAUUUUAUACCAUUCUGUAAUAAUCACAUAUUUCAUGAUGAUUUCAAGGAUGCUGUAUGUUUUGAGAUGGCGUGUACGCUAUGUUACCCACCCUGAUUUUAUUUAUUCUGAUUCCAACUUUGAAAAGCAAGUUGGCUGUUGACAUUAGUAACCAUCUUUUAAGAACCGAACAGAACAGAGAGCUUUUGACA